This is a messenger RNA of Tetrapisispora phaffii CBS 4417, 639 nucleotides long. RefSeq lists its product as uncharacterized. The coding region runs from base 1 to 639 and encodes 212 amino acids. The record is from RefSeq and is a predicted model, not a curated record. The transcript has a single exon. Lineage: Eukaryota; Fungi; Ascomycota; Saccharomycetes; Saccharomycetales; Saccharomycetaceae.
AUGGUGAGAGAUGCCAAGGGCAAAGAGAAAUGCAAAACUGAACCAGAGAAAGGAAAUGGAUUUUCCAAUUUAAAAGCUGGUAAGAUGAAAAGAAGGAAUCCUAAGCAAAAGAUGUUGGAGAAGAAUUGCUCCUCAAAUACUGAGAAUACGAAAAAAAAUGGUAGGACUGAGAAAAAUCCUACAAAACAAAAAGAUGCUAGUAAUAUGGUUGACGUUACUACACAAACAUUGCAACUGUAUCAACUUCAAUUAGACAAUACAUUUGGAUUACACAAUAUAUCUGAUCACUAUAAAGUAUCAUCUUCCGCACAUGAACCAUUGGAGAUUAAUGAAAAACAGUUUAGCAUUAAAAGUUCAAGUUCACUUUGCUCUAUCGGAGAUUCAGAACCAACAAGUAAAAUAUUUGAAGAUUCAAAUAUAGCACAUGAUGGUUUGAAUGGCUUUGAAAGCAGCUUGAGUACGGACGAAGAUCCAGAAAUGGAUGGUGGUGACAAUGAUAUUAACUUGAUACUAGUAGAUAUUGACAAAUUGAUUCAAAAAAUGACAAUUACGGCAAAUAAAUUACUCCCAGUCAUGCCUGCUGAUGACAAGAGCUGUCGUUGGAAAAAAGUUCCGUCAUGUUGCUUUGGAUUAGAUUAA